Messenger RNA from Chelonoidis abingdonii (Abingdon island giant tortoise), 2548 nucleotides. It is a transcript of the gene ZNF697, whose product is annotated as zinc finger protein 697. Lineage: Eukaryota; Metazoa; Chordata; Testudines; Testudinidae. The record is from RefSeq and is a predicted model, not a curated record. Gene Ontology annotation, molecular function: RNA polymerase II cis-regulatory region sequence-specific DNA binding; DNA-binding transcription factor activity, RNA polymerase II-specific. Gene Ontology annotation, biological process: regulation of transcription by RNA polymerase II.
UGAGCGUUCAGUCGUACUUGGGAAUGCUUGAUGGGGGACAUGUAACAAUUUUUAAGUUAGUCUCAUGAGUUUUUGUUCUUGUUCUUGUGCCCCUUUGGUGGUUGUUAAUAGGAAAUACUUGAUGGUGAUGUAACCAGGUGUGAUACUGACCCUUUUAAUGGCCAUGAGCAGGGUCCCUAAGCCUGCCAUCAUCUCUGGAUGGAACGAGAGGAAGAGCCGUGUGCUCCAGUUCUCCAGGACUCCGAGGAAAGGGAGAUCCUCUUUGGGGCCUCCACAGGAGACAGUGAGAGUGUGAAUGAGCAUGAGGAGAAGAACCCCCAGGAAGAUGGUCCUGAGAAUGUGGAACAGUGUGGGACAAUAUCAGAGGGGUUUGAAGAGAAUGUCUUCCAGAGCCCUGAUGAGGAGGAGGCCUAUGAGGGCCAGUACAUGUCAGAAACGCAGCAGGGAGACCUUCCUGGUAAGAUACUGGGUAACUCCAUUCAUCCAGAAAGGGAUUUGGAGACUCUCCAAGGUAUCAUCAUCCACCAGAGAAUUCCUAUAGGGGAGAGACCCUAUGUAUAUACUGAAUGUGGGGAGGGCUUCAGUCAGAGUUUGAACCUUACACAGCAUGAGAUAACACAAACGGGAGAGAAACCUCAUAAAUGUACUGAAUGUAACAAAAGUUUCAGUUGGCGCUCAGACCUAAUUAAACACCAGAGAACCCACACAGGUGAGAAACCCUACAUAUGUAGUGAAUGUGGGGAAAACUUUAGUGUGAGCUCUCACCUUUUCACUCACAAGAGAACCCACACAGGAGAGAGACCCUUCCUUUGUAACGAAUGUGGGAAAAGCUUCAGCCGGAACUCUCACCUUAUUAACCACCAAAGAAUCCACACUGGAGAGAAGCCCUUUGAAUGUGCUCAGUGUGGGAAGAGCUUCAGUGAUUUCUCAACACUUACCCAGCACCAGAGGACCCAUACGGGUGAAAAACCCUACGUAUGUGUUGAAUGCGGGAAAAGCUUCAUCCAGAGCUCACACCUCGUCAGGCACCGGAGAAUCCACACAGGAGAGAAACCCUAUAAAUGUGCUGAGUGUGGGAAAAGCUUUCGAUACAAGAGUCACCUUGCCCAACACCAUAAACUCCACAUGGAUUAGAAAGCACAGCCAUGAGAGCCCCUGUCCUGCUCACAGAAACUGAUGCAUAAAUUAUUAUAUGGUGUGAUGACAUUGAGAAGGAACUGCAAAGGGAGGGGGCACAUUCUUAGUGCAGGUAGAUUGUUCUAGGAUGGAUGGGGGCGCUGAGUGUUGGGAAUGAGUUUGAUGUUGAUAGGAAUAAAUCAUUUGCAGAUCGGGGGGAACAAGAUGAGAGAGGCAGCUGGGGGAGUUGAUCAUUUGGGAUUCAGAGGGCUGGGAGGUGGGAGGAAUUAGGUUGCGGAAGGAAUUUGGUGCUAAGGAACAUUGUUUGGAGUACAGCAAAAUAGCGGGGCAAGAGGGGAAAUAUAUAUUUCAUUGUCUUAUUAAGAAGUCAAAAAUGAUAAAUUAGGCUCCAAGACAGAUACCUGCCUCAUAAGAUGUCAGAGACAGUGUCCUGGGAAAUGCCUCACUUUCUGAACUGAGGAAGACAAAGUGCCCUUUGUUCUCUCUGGCAUUGUCUCCAGCAAUGGUUUCCUCAUUUUAGAUUAUAUUUAUUUGUAGCUGCUAUUUUAGGAGCUCAGUUAAAUCUGGGCAAAAAUGUCCCAGUUUUCUGGUACAUGUUAUAAUAUCUAAUUUUCUGUUGCGUUGUAUCUCCCCCUCUGAAAUAAAACUUUUUUUUUUAAAAAAAAUACCCUAUGUUCUCCCAUCUUCUCUCCUACUGUCCUGUUUCUAGGGUAGAAUGGCCCUAUAUAGCUUACAGUCAACUUCACUGAAAAGGAACAAAGCAGUCUUGUUAGGGCCUGUCUAGACUAGAAGAAUAAACUGGUGUUAGCAAACACCUUUGCUAAGCACACCUCAUCUUCCCGGUGUAGAUAGGGCCUUCAUGGUCACUGCUCAAAAAUCAUUUGUCUAGUACACACUAAGAGCCGUGUCCAUCCCUGGAGUUAGUUGAGUGAACCAGGGCUGAAUGUAUCUUUUAGCUGCUCUGGAGUUUUACUGUCAGGAACCUGAUACUUCACUUUACCUCUGGCUUUCCCUGGUCACAGCUCCAUACCAUAUUGUCCAAAGAUUAUGCUUGUUCACUCUAAUGUUGGGAGGAGAGCUUUGUCCCCUGCCUGCAGACUGUGCUUGUGCCAUUUGUAUGCAGCCAAGUUUCAAGUCAGUACCCUGCCUAUCAGUUUAUAGGGUAUUCAGCCACGAUAUUAUCAAACAAUAGCGCCUCCACAGGUGAGGUAAACUGCAAAAGGUUUGUUAAAAACUAAGGGCAGGUUUCUAAGGUCCCUAAAAAGAAUUGUAGGGAGGUAUGCAAAAUCAAAUGGUAUGAAAAACAGCCCUUAUUUGGGCACAAAUUCUUGAUAGGAAGGUGUUCAUGGAUACUCAAAGUUGCCACAGCAACCACAAGGGGGAAGCACUCAGCCUUGUUCCUCCCAGCCUU